AGGUGGGAGCGGUGACUGGCCGCGGGGCCCGCCCUCUUGAAAGCCUCCGCCGGGCUCGCGUAGGCUGCGUGCUCGGGGUGGGAGGGGCGCAGCAGCGCGUCUGGAGCCGCGGUGGUCCCGGUCCGCCCGCCUGCCUGCCUGCCUGCCAGCCGUUGGUUACUACUGCAGGCCCGCCUGCUGGGCAGGGCCGGCCCGGCCCGUCCAUGGAGUCCUACGAUAUCAUCGCCAACCAGCCCGUGGUCAUCGACAACGGUUCCGGGGUGAUCAAGGCUGGCUUUGCAGGAGACCAGAUUCCCAAAUACUGUUUUCCAAACUAUGUCGGGCGCCCCAAGCACAUGCGGGUGAUGGCUGGAGCCCUGGAAGGAGACCUCUUUAUCGGACCAAAAGCAGAGGAGCACCGGGGGCUGCUGGCCAUCCGCUACCCCAUGGAGCACGGCGUGGUGAGGGACUGGAACGACAUGGAGCGGAUCUGGCAGUACGUCUACUCUAAGGACCAGCUGCAGACCUUCUCCGAGGAGCAUCCUGUUCUUCUUACGGAAGCGCCACUCAACCCGAGUAAGAACCGGGAGAAGGCGGCGGAGGUGUUCUUCGAGACCUUCAACGUGCCGGCCCUGUUCAUCUCCAUGCAGGCCGUGCUCAGCCUGUACGCCACAGGACGCACGACGGGAGUGGUAUUGGACUCGGGGGACGGGGUCACCCACGCCGUCCCCGUCUACGAGGGCUUCGCCAUGCCGCACUCCAUCAUGCGGGUGGACAUCGCCGGCCGCGACGUCUCCCGCUACCUCCGGCUGCUGCUGCGCAAGGAGGGGGCGGACUUUCACACCUCGGCUGAGUUUGAGGUCGUCCGGACCAUCAAAGAGCGGGCCUGCUACCUGUCCAUCAACCCCCAGAAGGAUGAGGCUCUGGAGACAGAGAAGGUGCAGUACACCCUGCCCGACGGCAGCACGCUCAACGUGGGACCAGCGCGGUUCCGGGCCCCUGAGCUGCUGUUCCAGCCAGACCUGAUAGGGGAUGAGAGUGAGGGACUCCAUGAGGUUCUGGUCUUCGCCAUCCACAAGUCUGACAUGGAUCUGCGCCGCACGCUGUUCGCCAACAUCAUGCUUUCCGGUGGCUCCACGCUUUUCAAAGGCUUUGGCGAUCGAUUACUAAGUGAAGUAAAGAAGCUUGCCCCAAAGGACGUCAAAAUCAAGAUCUCGGCCCCUCAGGAACGGCUGUACUCCACGUGGAUCGGGGGCUCUAUCCUGGCCUCACUGGACACUUUUAAGAAGAUGUGGGUAUCCAAAAAGGAGUAUGAAGAGGACGGCUCCCGGGCUAUUCAUCGAAAAACCUUCUAGUGGCCAAGGAGGAAGGCAUAGCUCUGGGAGGAAGGGGGAACCAGAGUCCUUAACCCUCUGUGGUUGGGUUCACAGACGAGGCCUGGACCCCCUGCACGCCCUGAACCCUGGGCAAGUGGUGCAACAGCGCUUCGCUGAAGCCUCCCCUAUACACAUGUGCACACGCGCACACAUAACACACACGCACACACGGUCGCAGUUAGCUGCAUGGAUGGGAGGCUGGAGCUGGAAGGUAGGAAUUGAGGGGCCUAGCUUCGGAUGGUUCUGGGUGUCCCCCGUGGCAGAGCCAGUUAGGCCCGUGGUUCUCUGCUUCCCUAAGCUCCAAGGCCAGACACCGGAACGCCCCCAUCGCCUCUGACAGAACCCCUCCGAGUGCCUGGAUGCCUGCGUGACUAGCCCUGGGGAGUGGGGGGCUCCAGCGGUUCCCUUUGCUGUGUGACUGCUCCUUGUGCCACAUUCUUGUCCUGACCCAGCCGAGCAGCCCAGAAGGCCACACCUUGGCGUCCCUGACCCCCUCAUGCUCUGUCCUCUCGUCUUUCCACGUGGGCGCUUUGGUGUAGACUGAGUUCUGGGCAGUCUUCCGACCCCAGUGAGGGGGUCUGGGCCAGGGUCCAACCCUGUGGAACCAGGACAGGAUGCACGGGGUCUGGGCAGCCACAGUGGGUUGUGCGUUCUCCCCGUCAAAGCACUUCAUGGACUUGCUGCUCCCUCUCCUUUACCCCAGUACCUGGGACAGGAAGGGUUAAUGGUCUUCAUUUGUUGAGGGGAAGCCACUUAAUCAGGAGUCAGACCUAGUGGGGGAGAGGGGAGGCACAUUUCCUCCUCCCACUUCUCCCACAAAAGAGGUCUUCAUUUACCCUAUGGCCAGGACCCCCAUUCCCUCUCCCACAUACGUACAAUAACUUAACACAGUUGCCUGAAAAAACUUUUUGUAAGUCAUUAUAGUAAUAAUUAUGGAAAAGGCCCAGCGCA
This is a messenger RNA of Budorcas taxicolor (takin), 2306 nucleotides long. It is a transcript of the gene ACTR1B, whose product is annotated as actin related protein 1B. The record is from RefSeq and is a predicted model, not a curated record. The coding region runs from base 204 to 1334 and encodes 376 amino acids. The transcript has 11 exons. NCBI's taxonomy places the organism in Eukaryota, Metazoa, Chordata, Mammalia, Artiodactyla, Bovidae.